This is a messenger RNA of Pseudogymnoascus verrucosus, 1953 nucleotides long. RefSeq lists its product as uncharacterized. Lineage: Eukaryota; Fungi; Ascomycota; Leotiomycetes; Thelebolales; Thelebolaceae. Bases 335 to 1912 code for a protein of 525 amino acids. The record is from RefSeq and is a predicted model, not a curated record. The transcript has a single exon.
CCGGAGAUGGAUGUCGGCUUCUCCAAACACCAAUAGGAAAUGAUUAUUUCUGUUAUUAGAAAAACUUAACGACCCGCAUCCGCCGCUCUAUGCAUCCACCCUUGCAUAAGUACUCCUCGGACUCUUUAUCCCCCGUGUUUCAUUAAAAACGACGGAAACUACAGGGGAUUAACGCGGUAGUCACAGUCGGCAAAAGUUGGUCCACGUUGCUGAGGGAUCAUCAGCACUCAAUAAUGUCGAAUAUAUAUCUCUUCGGUCUCUCUGGGCAUCUACUGUGUUACUCCCAGCUUAAACCCAAUUUUUAUUCUCUGCCAUCACUGGAUCUCGUCUCAGGAUGGCAUUCUUACCAUUGACUGCCGUUAUUCUCUUCGCCAGUGUAGCAGCAGCUAUACCCUGUGCAUCUAUCACCGCUCCUGCUGUACCAGGUGCCACUGUCCUCUCAGUUAUUGGUACGGAGAUGCUAAAUAUUACUAUACCGCCCUUUCCAAUCCUUCUUCCCACCGGUGUUUCCGGCCUGAAUGUCUGUAACGUCAAUGUCAACCUUACGCACUCUGGGGUAAACGAUAAUGUUCUUGUCGAAGUCUGGCUGCCACUUGAAGGCUGGAAUGGCCGCUUUCAAGGUACUGGAGGCGGCGGGUGGGCAACUGGUUCUGGUAGCAUUGCACUUGCUGCCGCAGCUGGGGCUGGCUACUCGGGCGCAACGACCGACGGAGGCCAUGCGAACAAUGUGAUAGAUCCAUCCGCGUGGGCGCUCGACAGCAAUGGCACUGUCAAUUCGGGUCUCUUGACGAACUUUGCGUCGCGCUCUCUGCAUGAUAUGGCCGUUGUUGGUAAAGCUGUAACCGCGCAAUUCUAUGGCAGAAGUCCUAGCUAUUCCUACUGGAACGGGUGCUCUACUGGAGGUAGACAAGGUCUAAUGGAGGCUCAGAAGUACCCCGCAGACUACAAUGGCAUCCUUGCCAUCUCCCCUGCUAUCAAUUGGCCGAGCUUUAUUAUGGCCGAGCAAUGGCCGCAAGUUGUUAUGGAACAAAAGAAGACUUUCCCGACUCAGUGUAUAUUUGAUACAUUUACUGCUGAUAGCAUUUUGCAAUGCGAUAUGCUAGAUGGGGUUAAAGAUGGCGUCAUUGGCGAUCCUGAAAAUUGCGCGUUUGAUCCUUACAAGCUGGUUGGGUCAACAGUCACCUGUGACAGCACCGAAGUCACUAUUACACACGCCAUGGCUGACGUCGUCUCCAAGAUCCUCGAUGGCCCUACAAAUAUACUUGGACAACAGCUUUGGUACGGUUUGAAAGUCGGUACUCCAUUCAAUGGCAUCGCCUUGACUGUACCUGGUCCUAAUAGGACAACUAUUGGUGCCCCGUUCCCUAUUUCGGAUUCCUGGAUCAGGUAUUUUCUCAAGCGAAAUCCCAAUUUCAACACUUCUGCCAUUACAUAUUUGGAUUAUUCGCUGCUGUUCGCUCAGUCUAACUCGGAAUACGAGAGAGUCAUUGGUACAAACAACCCCGACCUAUCUGCGUUCUCUGCUACAGGUGGUAAAAUGAUUACUUGGCACGGUCUGUCUGAUCCUCUAAUCUUUCCAGAUGGUACAUUGAAAUACCGUCAAUGGGUUGAAAGGGCCAUGGGUGGCAGGUCCGCUGUGGACAAAUUUUAUCGUGUGUUCUUUGCCCCAGGAGUUGGCCAUUGUGGGAUGGGGUCAGGACCAGUGCCAAUGGACCCGCUCGAUGCCCUUGUCGCUUGGGUAGAAAAGGGAACUGCUCCGGAAACGUUAGCUGCCGCGACCACUGAUGCCAGCGGUGCAACUGUCACCAAGAAUAUCUGUCGGUAUCCGUUGGUCUCUCGCUAUAACGGCAAUGGCGACCCGAAAUCUGCUGCUAGCUAUAGUUGUGCAUCUAGCUUUGCUUCUGCUGCUUAAACUUAGCUAUCUUAACACACAAUAUAUAUAGCUUCCCUAGG